Rotaria sordida is the source of this 210-nucleotide messenger RNA. Lineage: Eukaryota; Metazoa; Rotifera; Eurotatoria; Philodinida; Philodinidae. The record is from the annotation of a GenBank genome assembly.
AUGAACACCAGUGCUCUAUCAAAUAAAGGUACUCUGACAAAAAGUGCUAUUGGUAAAAUCGAAGCAAAAAAAGAGACACACUCGAGCAAAGCUCAAAAAAAAACAGCUACACCAACCUUCACCAAUAUCGUAAAUAUUGAAAUCAGCUCCACUGUCAAAAAGACAUCCGACAAUGAAACCAAUGUCCCAGUAAAAAAAGGUAGGUGUUAA